Molecule: messenger RNA, 1337 nt
Organism: Kockovaella imperatae
Lineage: Eukaryota; Fungi; Basidiomycota; Tremellomycetes; Tremellales; Cuniculitremaceae
Exons: 4
Coding region: 454-1308 (284 amino acids)
Biological process (GO): signal transduction
Source: RefSeq, a predicted model, not a curated record
AUUACACCGUCAUGAACAGUGAGCAGCUCACGAGGGAUGGCAUCGCAGCGGCCAUAUACUAUGGUCACACUGAUGGAGAUGAUCUACCGAUCGUUAUAUUGUCCCUCACAGAAGUCGUUCGACUGGAACGGACAUGUCUCCAUCCAAAAGAGCUCUUUGACGCUUUGUUUCAACGAUGGGAGAGCAUCUACAGAGAGGCAGGAGUCGACGAGCGUGGCUACAAUCUGAUCAUUCUGUCAUCUCUGAGAGAGGUAGAAGGCGCUGGACUCUGGACGCCUCGCUUUGCUCGUUGGAUGUGGAAGUUGAGAGCAAUACCUUACGAGUCAGUCCAGGGUUCUGCCAGCCUCUGACCUGUACAGACACCGCAAGAAUGUCAAACAGAUUGUGAGAUUAGAUGCGAUCUCGCUGACUUCCCAGUACAUUGUAUACGCCUCUUGGUUCACUAAACUUUUCAUGCCCUUGUUCCUCCCUCUCGUGUCUCCCAAAGCAUAUGCCAAGAUUCAGUACGCCAGCUCGCUUUCGUCCCUGAGCCACACCAACAACGUCUCUUUGGCCAGCCUUCAGCUCACCAUCCCUCUCCUAGAGGAUGAAUCGGCGGCCUUGCAGGGGUCCGACACCAGGCAUACUCCAACCGGCCCAUCUUCGAACGAUUCCUCGAGUCGUCUGCUAGACAACCGUGCACUGUACGACCUUGUUCCUCCAGAGCCACAGCCGUUAGCUAGAAUUUUAGUGGAUUUGCGAGAUACGAUCCUGUCACCACCAUGCACGCUCACCGAAGGCCUCUUCAGACGAUCAACAAACUCCCCGCUAUCAUCAGGUCUGUUAUCUCUUUCAUUGCUGCCGAGUCACUCCCAAUCCAUCAUUCCCUGGAGAACGAUAGCCGCGAAUGAUCCGCUCCUGCCCCCAAAGAUUCUGCAUGGCCUGCUGUCCUCCUUUUCAUCCCCUAUCAUCUCAGAGCAGCUCUACCCGGUUAUCCGGAAGUGUGAUACUCCAAAAGACAUCGAAACCUAUCUCUCUCCUAUCCUGACUGCCUCCGAAAACCGCAUUCUGACGUACCUCGCGGACCUCAUCUCCCACCUGGCCAGGCACGAAGAGACCACCAGGAUGACUGUCAAAGCACUUGCCAUAUGCCUCGCUCCUGCUCUACUCCAUGGCUCUGAUCCGAUGAUUGACGCCACGAUGUGUCUCGUUCCGGGUCAAAGUCUACCUCCGGCGAUGACGCAAGAUCGUGAUCUAGGCCAAGGCGCCGGAACUGUGGUGGGCAUGUUGAUGUUGUGGGCAGAGUGGAGCGCGAGUAAUAGACCUUAGAGGACCCAGAUCUGUGUGAGCCGUACCGU